Messenger RNA from Rhagoletis pomonella (apple maggot), 474 nucleotides. RefSeq names its product putative nuclease HARBI1. Bases 1 to 474 code for a protein of 157 amino acids. The transcript is spliced from 3 exons. The record is from RefSeq and is a predicted model, not a curated record. Lineage: Eukaryota; Metazoa; Arthropoda; Insecta; Diptera; Tephritidae.
AUGACCGAAGACGAGAAAACGAAAUCGAAACAGCAUUUUCAUCAAAACUUUGGUAUACCCGGAGUCAUUGGUUGCGUAGACGGGACGCAUAUUAAAAUAACCAAGCCGCAUAAAGAUUCCAGCCUAUUUUACAACAGAAAAGGUUAUUUUAGCAUCAAUGCAAUGAUUAUAUGUGAUUACAAUAUGGUAAUCAGAGCAGUUGACGCUCGUCGUCCUGGUUCAAGUCAUGAUGCUUUGAUAUGGAGUGUCAGCAGAGCUCAUGAUUACUUCAAACGCAAUUACGAUAACGGUGAACGCGGCUUGUGGCUUUUAGGUGAUGCUGGACAUUAUAAAGUGCAGGAGUUAGUUGAGGCAGGCCCUAUGGACGAGGAUAAUGAACCUGUUGUUGAAGGAAUAAUAAACGAAGCUACUCUUGAUGGCGAGGCUAUAAUGAUAAGGGAGGAUAUCGCGACGCGCCUAUUCUCGAAUUCAUGA